Molecule: messenger RNA, 675 nt
Organism: Paraglomus brasilianum
Lineage: Eukaryota; Fungi; Glomeromycota; Glomeromycetes; Paraglomerales; Paraglomeraceae
Source: the annotation of a GenBank genome assembly
AUGAAGCUUGUUAUUAUUCCCCUUACCGAAGACAACGUUCCUUGUUGUAACUGUUUCUCAUCUGCCCAUAGCUUUAAAGCAGAAUGGUGCCUUGACUUGUACGGAUACCUUAAUAAGCAGGAAUUCCAAAAUGAACUAACGAAACUCAAUAACGCUAUUAAACAAUACCCUUUGUUAAGUAGAAAAUCAAAGAGAUCUCUUACAUACAUUUGCGUAGGAUUGUUCAUGCUCAUGUUCCUCUUCCUUGCUUUGAUCCCAUUUAUUGGAAUGUCUUACGGAGGCCCCGUCGGUUCGAGUUAUAUUUUCUUUGCUGCCAUCGAUUUUUUGCUUGGGCUCGCAAUUCCGAUAGGGCGAAAAACAAUCGAUAACAUGGCAAAGAAUCGUGCCAGAGCAUUUGAAAAAUAUAUGAGAGAGAGUUGGCUCCUUGAUAUCAAUCGAAGAGCAUUCCCAACUGCUCAUUGGAAUAUAAGAUUCCGUGAUGUCCUCACCCAUUAUAGCAUAAAUAUGAAUGCGAACGGUAAAGGAACGGUCACACCGAAAUACGCUGAGGAAGUAGAGUUAAUACUCGAAAUUCAUGAUGGACUCUCUGGUCGUACCGCUCACACUAUUCGUGUAAAUCUUCCUCUCAUUGUAGUUCCUACUACUCAGCCUCUUCAAAUGGUUACUAUGGCAUGA